Cloeon dipterum is the source of this 1696-nucleotide messenger RNA. RefSeq lists its product as uncharacterized. The coding region runs from base 158 to 1204 and encodes 348 amino acids. The record is from RefSeq and is a predicted model, not a curated record. The transcript has 3 exons. NCBI's taxonomy places the organism in Eukaryota, Metazoa, Arthropoda, Insecta, Ephemeroptera, Baetidae.
CGUGCAGAGAGCGGUCACGGUGAUCUCAAGCCAGUUAGCAUUGCCUGCUUCUCGAGGAAAGAGGUGUUGCGUUCGAAGUGAGCAGACGCUUGUGAUGAGCUGACUCACGUGCAUCCCACAUUUUCCGCCCUUCUCUCGGAUUAAUACUCAAUUUGAGAUGGCUAAAAGAUCGUUAUUUCUACUAUUUGCUGCGUACCUGGUGCUGACCUGUGGCGCCAAUUCGACCGAAGAGACUCCUGAAGAUGCCGAGGUGACAACCAUCAAAAGCCCGUACGUGCCGGCCCGCGAGCCGCCACCACCAAGCCCCACCACCACCACCACCACCAAAAAAGUGGCACCAACCACGGAGGCCGUGGACACAACCAAACCGGUCAUCGUGAUGGCCAAAAGUGCCUCCUUCCGCCCCUCACCCCAAAUCGAGUCUCGAUCAGACACAUUCACUGGCAACGAGCCCACCUACAACGUCGUGCUGGGUUCCUCACUUCCUGAGGAGUCCGCUGAGGCUCCCCCUCUGCUGCCCAAAGUCCGCCUUCACAAUCAGCUGCCCAUAGCCCCUCCUCAGCUGCCAAAACAGGUGCAAAGGCCGCAGCAAUCCGUGGCAGCAAGCGGCACUCGCAACCUGUACGUGCCUUACGGCCUGGCGGCACCCGUCAAUGUCAAGCAGCCUAUUAUCAGGACUCCGGUGGUUCGUCGUGUGCCAAUUGAGACUUUGAAGCGGCCAGUGAGGCAUCCUGGACCCCGACCAGCAAUCAGACCACCUCAGAAGCCGCACCUGAUUUACUCCAAACCACCACCAGAGGUGGUCUACUAUGGCAACGAGCCUCCUCCUCUUGACUACGAGCCACCAGCAAUUUACCGAUCGCGACACCGUCCCUCGCCCUCAGCCUACUAUUCGAAGCCAAUCCCGCCAGAAGACGAGGAAGACAUCAUGAACAUCCUGGACCACUACAUCCCCGAUGAAGACCCCUAUCAAGUCCAAAAGAAAGAAGGGUCGUCCGGGGGCAUAUCGCGAUUCAUGUUUCCCAUGAUGCUGAUGGGAAUGACCGUCAAUCUCUUCUCGUUCAUGUACAACUUCUUGCUACGGCGCCGACGCCGACGCCGCCGCGACCUCGGAGGACAAACUGAGGAGAACGAUGAGCCGCAAGUUCUGCAAUUUGUGCUCGAUGCUCUCGAAAGGUUUGCUGCUGAAGAGGAGAAGCAAUGAAAGACCUCUAGUUUUCAAUCAAAUUCAUGAUAUGCUCAAAAAUCUGAAUAUAUGAAGUGUGGCAUCAACACCGCAAGUUUCACCUCAAAUUAUUUAUUGUAGGAUGUAAGAUAGUGCGUGCGUAUUUAAGAGUGUUUCUUGGUGUCGUGGAAAUAUAGGUCUAUUUAGAAUGUGUGUGCCAUGUGACUUUAAUCUGUAGCAUUACCGGUUGUGAAAUGAAGCCCGCUGCUAAAUUUUGUAAAUCAAAUAAUUGGAUCAAUUCGUCCAAUAUGAAGAUAAUCAAAGAUCAAGGAACAAAUAAUAACUGCACUUCUUGCUGCACUUUUUUAUAGAAUUUAAAUAUAUUCAUGAGAUUUUCAUCACGUACUCUUGUUAGGUGUAAUGCAUCGAUUUGCGAAUGCCGCGUGCACAAACGUGUGACAUACUUUUUGCUAUCCACGUAAAUAUUUUAUCCACGAAAUGUACAGCAAUAAAGAGAUUGAGGCAGAAUAA